UUUGUUAUCAUGAUAAUGAAGGUAAUAUUCGGUUUAACGUGAGUAGCUCAUACAAAUUCGGGCCAGAGUCGUUGUUUCAUUUCAGCAUCAUUAGUAGUGAUAUAGGAUAGUAUUGCUAUAAAGAACUUUCGGAUUUAACAAUGUACAACAACAGAUAUAACUACAAUAACAAUAGGGCUGGUCCAAGCCGGCAUUUGUUUGCUACUGCUCCAAAUCCACAACCACAAGACGAAACGUAUUCAUUUUAUUAUAACGAUUAUUUACCAAGAAACCAAAUUCCUCUGAAUGUUCAGCAGCAACCUGAAAAACGCGAGAACCCUAGACGUGACAACUAUAAUCGAGAUCGUUCAGUUCAAAAUCAGAACGGGCCUAAUCAGCAACCGGAAUUAUAUCGUGAGAACUAUAAUCGGGAUCGUCCAGUUCAAAAACAUAAGGGACUCACUGCUUCUCCAAAGAGAAAACAAUACAUUAACACCCAAUUUCAUGCUAACCGCGGGCGUGACAAUAGAGAUCAUGAAGGUCGAGAACACCAGAAUUUCAGCAAUUUCAGAAAUUUGAACAUUCAGUUGAGAGAAGAACCACCCCUGCAUGUUGUGAAGAAAAAUGACAUAACGAAUCAAAGUGUUGCUGCAACAAAUUCCAAUGUAAAUGACAACAAAUUUUACAUAUGCCCUGGUUGUUCCUCAAAGUUUGAUUGUUUUGCAAGAUACAACUAUUAUACAGGAAAAAUUCCAUUUGUUCUCAACUGCAAACAUACCCUCUGUCAAGAAUGUAUCUACAAAUCUGUUUUAAACAAUUCUUUACUAUGCCCUGUGUGUAAGAAACCAUCAGCUCUACCACCCAAUACAAGCAUUGAUAAUCUCCAAACAGCUUUUUUGCCCAAUUAUCACUUGAUUGGUUUGAUUCUAUGGUCCAAGGCACAGGUUAAUAGUACCAAGUUCAAUCAUAUUCUGGUGUCUGCAGAACCUGUCUCUAGGAAAAGUUUGGGCAACAUCUUUGAUGGAGUGGAACAAGAAAGUGGAGAACAAUGUUGCUUCCACUCCUGCAACAAACCUGCAACAUUGCGCUGCCAAGAGUGCAAUGAUGUUUAUUGUGUCAACUGCUCCACUGUGGUCCACAAAAGCGCCAAGUCUUUGUGGUCUCACAAACAAACCACCAUCACCAAAAGGGCCGUCAAUCUGGAGCUGGAAAAGUGUAUGGAGCACAAUAUGGACGUGGUAUAUUUCUGCAGAACAUGUGAAUUGAAAGCUUGCUGCUACUGUAUCAUAGAGCAACAUGAAGGCCAUGACAAGGAUAAUCUGUCCAGAUUAAGUGACUCAGAGAUGGAGGAAUUACAAACUUUUAAAACCAAAGCACAAACAAUUCUAAGGCAGCUGAUAAUCUCUAGAAGACGAAUUGAACAUUUGUAUAACUAUAAUACGUCCAAGAUCGAGGAAAAAAUUUGCAAUUUUUUUGUUAACUAUCACGCGAAAUUGCAAUUUGUGGAGAAAAAUCUCAGAAAGGAAGCUUCGAAUUUGGAAGACGAGGAAGAUAACCACAAAGAUCUGGAAGGAAUCAAUUCCAAUUUGACGAAGGCCAUAGAAAAAAUGACAAACGUCGUAGCAAUUUGUGAUGACAUGGAGCACAAAAAACUCAAUCUAAGGGAACUUUUGAGUACUUUGAGGGAGGUCCAAAAUACACCUUGCUAUUUGAUCAAUCUGAAUAGUACAGGAAUCGAGCCGAUUGAGUUCAUCGUGGAUUCGGUAGCAGAAAAUAUUGAAGAUUAUUUCAAGCUAUCUAGAAAUACCGAGUGUGAAUACAAACUAGUUGGAGAAAAUGAUUUACCUCCAGAUUUCCGGAAGGACCCUCUAGAAUUGCAAUAUGAAAGUGAUGCGGAAAGUUGCAUGAGUUCUAUGAUUAAAUCUGUGAAAAGCGAAGUAUCCAAGAACAGCAAGAAAAAAUCGCCGAACUCCAAAAUGAUUAUCGGUAAACCUAAUUUAUCAGACAUUGAAGAGAUAGAAGUCACUCAUAUCGAAUCUUUGGAGUGCUUCUAUGUCCAAAUAAAAAAAAUGCAGCACAGAUUCAUGCAGAUGAAUAAAGAGAUUGACAACUACAUCAAAAUGGGCGCUGCUACCGUCGACCAACCCCAACUAAAUGAACUAUAUCUGACCUUGUAUGUGAGACACAGAGAAAAGAUUUGGUGUAGAGGAAGGGUUAUUGAAUUUAAAAAUGGAGAAACGGAACCCUUGUACGAAGUACUUUUCAUCGAUCGUGGUAGUACUCAGACAGUUGAUAUCACAAGGUUCAGGGAAAUAACACAGGCAUUGGCUCAGCCCAAACCCUUCGCUAUAUCGUGCGAACUUCAAAACCCUACGUUCGUGAACUGGGGCAAAAACGCACACGUCUACAUGGGUAAAAUGAUCAACGGGAAAAGAGUGUACAUGUCGGUCAAAAACAUCAAUAGCGGUGUGCACAUCGUCGAUUUGAUGGUAUCCUCCUCGGAUGGUGGACUAACAUCUAUCGUGGAUAUUUUGAUAAAUACCUGCAGUAACCCUUUGGAUACCAGCAGCGAUAAUGACAGUCACAGUGUUUGUUCGCAGAAAUUUUCGUAUGCACCAACGAACACGAUAUACAGUAACAGUAUGAAAUUUGAGAAAAGCCAAGUAGAGAAUGUGAUAAUAGCGAAUAUCGUGGACCCUCAUCACAUCUUUGUUCAUAUCGAGAAACAUGCGGACUCGUUGAUGAAAUUGACGGAGGUAUUGAAAACGCACUACAGACAUUCCCCGAAAAAUACAUGCGUUCCAAUUGAAGGAAGCUAUGUCGUUGUCGAAUAUAAGGAUGCCAUAAGAGGACACUGGCACAGAGCCCUUAUAAAGAAAGUCGAUAUGAACACAGAGAAAGCGCACGUUUUACUCAUCGAUUGGGGCCACAAUGUACUGGUUUCAUGGGCCAAUAUCAGGGUUAUCAUGGAAUCGUUCACUAAACUGGAAAGCCAAGCGAUAAUGGUGAAAUUGGCCCACAUUGAACCUUUUGGAAGGGCGAACGUUUGGCCAGAAACAGCGUCCCUUUUCUUGCAGAAGUAUUUCAGAAUGAAGGAUGUUUUGAAGAUGAUUGUUCACAGUGUGGAACCCCUUGAAGUUGCGCUUUUCGAAGUAUUAUCCAACGUUGACAUUUGCAUCAAUGCCCAACUGGUCGUAGAGAAUUUGGCAGAUUGUACCGGUGCAAUUUCCCGGACGGUGGAAUGGCCGCGCAACGUGGCCGAACAGAAGGGCUUCACCGACGACGAGGGCCUGGUGGAUUCGCUGUUGAAGCGAGUGGACGACAACGACGACUCGUUCGAAUCGGACGAGGAAGAGGACGAGAAUGCGCCGAUGCGCUCGAAAAUAUCCGUGGUGAAUUUCGUCAAUCCGUCGUUGAUAUUCAUCAAGUUCGCUAUGAACGAGGGUAAGGAGUUCGAGCUGCACAAGGAGCUGCAGGUGCACUAUUCCAAGGAGCGGAAGACGAAGGAGACGUGGGAGGUGGGGGAGGAUUGUGUGGUGUUGCACCAUCUCAGCUAUGCCAGGGGCAAGAUACUGUCGCAGGAGGAGAACAGUAGGUACAAGGUGAACGUGUACGAUAAGCCGGCGGAGGUGUCUUUUCCGUUGACGAAGAUUUUCGAGUACUCCAAGUACUUCAACAGGUUCGUCAGCGUCGUGUUCAAGGCGCAUUUGGCCGAUAUCAGACCGGCCGGCGGCGAUAAAUGGAGUUUGUCUUCGAUCGAGGCCUUGGAGAGGGUUUUCGAAAAGUACAAAGACAUAUACGGCACCAAAGUAUCCGGCGACAACACGACCAAAUCGAUCCCGAUGCACAUGUGGUACACCCAAAUCAAGAUGGGCGGCGCUCUCGAAGCCUCCAAGACCAAAUUCAUCAGCGUCAACAAUCGACUGGUCAAACUGGGCUACGCCUACAAGAUCGCCCCCAAAGAAGAUUCCGUCAGCAUCAGCAGCAAAAGCAGCAAACAAAGCGAAGAAGCCGGAUCUGUCACUUCGUUCGCUUCCGUAUUCGAAAAACUCGCCAAAGAAUUGGAAGAGGUGAAAUCCGGAGCCGAAACUGAAGAUGCCGCGCCGGAAAAAGAGAAAACGUCGCCGUUAGGCUGGGCGGAAUUGGUGGAAAUGGAGGAGAAAGCGGCCAUCAAGAAAAAGGGGGAAGGCAGGAAGGGCAAGGGCAAGGGGAAGGGUAAAAAGAGCAGGGAUGCGGAGAAGGAGGAGGGGGACAAAGAAAGCGAAGGGAAAGAAGAGGAAUCGUCUCCGUAUCGUACAUAUAGCGAGGCGGAAAUCGAGGAUUGGAUACCUGCGUUCGCUAUCACGAAGGUGGAGUUCAAUGCGCGCGUCACCUGCGCCGAAACGGAGGGCAUCCUCUAUUUGCGCGACGAGGAACUGCAGAGCGUUUACGAGGUGAUGGAGAAUAACAUAAAAGGAUACUUCGACAAGCUGCCGAAGAGGUCGCACAUCGACCACAAUUGGGAGCCAGGCCAGCUGUGCACCAUCUCCUUCAACGACUACUUCUACAGGGGGAAAGUGUGUCAGGUGAACGGGCCCGAUGACAUAACGGCCAUCAUGAUCGAUUUCGGCAGCGAUCACACGCUCAAGGCCAAGGACUUGUACCGAGAGAUAAUGUUCCCCAAGAUCCAGGCGUUCGCCUCGAAGGUGAAGCUGCACCGUGUGUUCGGCAAAUCGGGCAGUUGGCUGUCCUCCGACUACGAGUGCCUGUUGGACAUCAUCACCGAGAACGCCAAGAUCCUCAUCAAGGGCCCUCUCGAUGUCGAGGUGCCCGAGGCGGAAGUCUUCACCGACGAGGGGCUCAACGUUAACCAGGCGCUGGUGCAACGUUGCCCGAAUUUGACCAGGUGCGAGGGAAGCAAGGACAGCGAAGAGUCCGACGACGAUGGAGUGGUUAUAGAGGAGGAGUCCGUCGUUGAGGCUGAGGAGGAGGGAGAUGACAAAGACAUUUCAGGGGACGAUGACGCCAGCACAGUAGAUACUACCGCGAUGAAAUACAACCAGGAACCGCUACCGGCAAAAGCCUUCACCGACAAAAGCAUAAUGACCGUGAUGGCGGUACUGACCUACAACAAGGUGGUACUAAAAAACCCCUCGAAAAAGCUGCCGCCCGCCUUUUUCGCCCUCAGCUCGAAAAUCCAAAAGGGCAUUAAAAAACAACCGGUCCUGGAGAAAUUCGAAGUCGGCAUGGCGUGUGUCUGUCGCUACGCAGAAGACGGUAUUUGGUACCGGGCGCAAAUCUACAAUAUAGAUGGCGUGGAUUGCAACUACGUGUUCGUUUAUUUCGUGGACUUUGGCAACGUGGAUUCCGUGUCUACGGAGGAGAUCAAAAUGAUGCGGCCGGAAUGGUUCGAUCUGCCUGUUCCUUGCCACAUUGCGCUGGUGGAUAUCGCGUUGAAGACGGACAAUCAUUUGGAGCAUGUGCAUCAACAUACGAGGAAGAUGUUUGGGAAGGAUAAGUUCGUGCGGGUGGUGGAGAAGGAGCCGCUGCUCGUGGAAAUUUUCAAUGCGGAUGAGGUUUCGUUUUAUCAAUCGUUGAUUGAUAGUGGUAUCCUGAAGAUGAAGUAGAUUUUUUUUAUUUUUCGUUCGUUCUCUUCAUUCCAUUAGAGUUUUCGUUUAUUUUUUUUAUUUUUUCAAGUUACAUUGAUUGUUUCAUGCUGAAGAGUAGAGGGGUCACGCAUUUUAUUUCUCGAACCGAAUUCAGACUUUGAUCACAGAAUUCCUGCAUAUUAUCACAGAAUUAGCUAAUUCUUCUGUGAUAAGUUGUCGGAAUUUUGUGAUACUAAGUCGCAAUUUUCCGAGAUCUAAGUCCCUUCUAUGCUUUCAUAGUUUUAUGUUAUGUUUCAAACUUGUAUAGAGUUAAUGUCUAAGUUGUGAUUUGUAUUGAUAAAGUUUACAAUACAAUGUUUUUUCC
Molecule: messenger RNA, 5931 nt
Organism: Phaedon cochleariae (mustard beetle)
Lineage: Eukaryota; Metazoa; Arthropoda; Insecta; Coleoptera; Chrysomelidae
Source: the annotation of a GenBank genome assembly